This is a messenger RNA of Acipenser ruthenus (sterlet), 2380 nucleotides long. Its product is annotated as glycoprotein-N-acetylgalactosamine 3-beta-galactosyltransferase 1-A-like. Gene Ontology annotation, molecular function: N-acetylgalactosaminide beta-1,3-galactosyltransferase activity. Gene Ontology annotation, cellular component: membrane. Lineage: Eukaryota; Metazoa; Chordata; Actinopteri; Acipenseriformes; Acipenseridae. The record is from RefSeq and is a predicted model, not a curated record. Bases 452 to 1555 code for a protein of 367 amino acids. The transcript is spliced from 4 exons.
UCAGGAGGCGGGAUUUAAUUUGUGAUUGAUUCGGAAACUCGCGUAUCCGAAACCAAAGAGAGGCAUUUCGGAACUGUUGUGUUCAAAGACUGGUGUGGUUCAAACAUGCAAGUAAAUGCUUCUGGAUAGCAUGCAACGAGUCAGAAAAAGGAAGGAAAUGGAGACGAGCUGACUGUGCUAACGCAAAAAAAAAAAAAAAAAAAAACUGUAAAUAGCAUAUUUCAUCCUGAACGCGACGUUUUUAGCCCACAUAACGGCAGUUUUCAAAUGUAAAUACACUAAUUUGUAGCGGAGCUGGUGUUUGUGGCCAAUGGCGCGGUCUGUUUUGCAUAAUGAAAUACUCGAUGGCGGUAGACCUGUAGUUUCGACAGUGAAAAGCAGCCGCACAGCAAUGCUAGGUUAGCGUGGACAGAGUGAUCGAGAGAGAGAGAGAGCGAAUCACCAGGGCAGCAUGGCAGCUUUGAGCUCCCGCUGCUGCUUCUCCCUGGGCUUCCUGGUGGGUACCUGCACCCUCUACUUCUUCAUGACUCAGGUGUGGUUCGAGAGGAAAUUCAGCCUGCAGCUCGACAGCCAGGUCCUCUCCACAGCAGGACAGUGGGGAGGAGAGAACCAGAGCUGGAGAGUGGAUGGAUCAGCGCUCAUCAGUCUCCGGCACCCACACCUCCAAGGGGAGGACAGCCGUGUGGCGGACCAGCUCUACAAGAAGGUCCGCAUUCUCUGCUGGGUCAUGACCGGCCCAGACAACUUGGAGACCAAAGCCCGCCACGUGAAGGCCACGUGGAGCCGGCACUGCAACAUGGUGAUCUUCAUGAGCUCCCGCGAGGACCCAGACUUCCCUACAGUGGGGCUGGGCACCAAGGAGGGGCGUGAUCAGCUGUACUGGAAAACCAUCCGAGCCUUCCAGUACGUGGAGCAGCACCACUCCCACCAGGCCGACUGGUUCCUCAAGGCGGACGACGACACCUUCGUGGUGAUCGAUAACCUCCGCUGGAUCCUCUCCAACUACACCGCCGACGAGCCCAUCUACUUCGGCAAGCGCUUCAAGCCCUACACCAAGCAGGGCUACAUGAGCGGCGGGGCGGGCUACGUGCUGAGCAGGGAGGCGCUGCGUCGCUUUGUGGAGGGCUUCCGCACCAAGGCGUGCACACACACCACCUCGGUGGAGGACCUGGCCCUGGGGCAGUGCCUGGAGAAGAUGGGCGUGCUGGCCGGAGACUCGCGGGACUCCAUACACCGGGAGACCUUCCACCCCUUCGUCCCCGAACACCACCUCACCAUGAAAUUCGCCAAGAGCUUCUGGUACUGGAACUACUGCUACUACCCCAUCGUGGAGGGUCCUCAGUGCUGCUCAGACCUGGCUGUCUCCUUCCACUAUGUAGAUGCUGAGCUGAUGUACAUGCUGGAGUAUUACACCUACCACCUGCGAGCGUAUGGCUACCAGUACCGCUACCAGCCCAGCCUGCCUGAGGGAGUGGAGCCAGACUCCGCCAGGACAGAGCACUCCCCGCUGGGCGCAGAGAGGGACGCCCCGGGGAACGGCACCUCCAAACUGUGAACACGCUGCACACUCUACAGCUGCAGAGAUGCUGUACCGGACCUGUCCCAUGAGAAGCACUGAUGAAGAUGAAGAGUGAAGACCGUGAAGCUGCACUACCAGGGUUACGCUGCAGGGGCAGUAUUACUAAACCAAGUAGCUCUACCCUAUUGAGUGUCUGUUCACACGUGUUUGUUUUUCCAAAUAAACCCAGACUUAAACUGUGAAAAAAAAAAAAAUAACGCUUCACUUGGAAACUAACUAGCUUUGCUAGUUGACGUCCAUAUUUUUCUGAACUCAUGUUGCUUACAAUACGUUUCAAACCCAGCUGCCUAAGCGAAGCCUCCUCUUUCAAUCAAAACUGAAAGGGAGUGUGUUUAGAAGCAUUGGUUUACAAUACGCUUUCAUGAAGAGAAACAUUUCAAAAUCAAGUGGCCCAAACCACCCAAGUUUAAAUGGACAAAUGCAAGCAGAUCAUUCUCAUGAAAAUGGUUAUUAUUAUUUUUUUAUUUUUUAGUGGUGCAAAUCAAAACGUUCUGAAGAAUGUGAUUGUUAAUUAGUUUACAAAGUGUAUUGUACAGUAAUCUCAUCCUUGCAGUAUUAGUCUCCUACAGCCAGACUGUGCCUAUAUUCACACUGUAAACCCAGCUGCCUCAUUGCCUUGUUGGGUGUUUAUGGUGAAAUGUAUUGCAAUGAAGGGCAAUUAAGGGGCUUCUAAUUUGAACACAAGAGAGUGAGACUUUAAUUCACUUAUUCUAGCUUGAAAUUGAACUGAAUGCUUCAAGGUACUUUGGGCAUCUCUCUGUUACUGUUUGAUGGUUGAUUAAAGAUGUGUCAAGUUUCUGA